AUGAAGCUUUGGGCGGCCCUCGCCCUCACGGCUGUCGCCUCGGUCAAGACUGCCCGGGCCGAUGCGCAGUCUGAUUACGAUGCUCUCCCUGCGUGCGCCAUUACCUGCCUCGAGGCUGCCAACACUGCCGAGGGAUGCACAGGUAUCAGCGACACCUCCUGUGUUUGUACUUCUUCGUUCCAGAACAGCGCAGCUACCUGCCUCGUGAGCUCGUGCAGCUCCGCCAUCUCGGCGGUCCUCGCUCUUCAGUCCGAACUUUGCGACUCCUCGUCGUCGUCGUCGGCCGUCACCAGCGCCAGCGAGACUGCCGCGGUCACGACGGUCGCCGAAAGCACCACCGAAACCCCCUCGUCAACCCCUACCGACCCGGUUGAGAGCGUGUCUGAGACAGCUGCUCCGACCGAGGACCCCGUUACUUCCGAACCCGCCACUUCUACGUCCGCUGCCCAAGCCGCCCAAACUUCCGUUGCCGGGGUGUCUGAAUGUGCCUCUAGCUGUCUGAUCGAUGGCGCGACCUCGCAAGGCUCCGCCCUCGCCCUCCAGUCGUCUACGUGUUCGGCCGCCUCGUCCAGCCCAGCCUCAGACACCGGAUCCAGCGCUUCACAAACUGGUAGCCCGACCUCGUCAGCAGCUGCAGCAACUUCCUCCUCGGCCUCGAUUGACCUCUCGACGCUCUCAACGUGUUCGCUUACCUGUAUCCUCGGAGCCAUCUCUUCGCAAGGCUGCACUGGGCCCACGGACACCGCCUGUAUCUGUACUGAGGCGUUUACCAAUGCCGCAGCUAGCUGCCUCACCGAUUCGUGCACCACGGCCGACAUUAUUGCCGCCCUCGACCUUGAGAGCUCCUUGUGCCCCGACCUCGGUCUUCCGGACCUCGACAGCAUUGGCUCGUGCGCCCAGGCCUGUGUGAUUGACAACAUUGCUGCUGCCGGCUGCUCCGGUCCUCUUGACACCGACUGCCUCUGUGGUGUCAAGUUUGAGCUCAAGGCCAGCACCUGUCUCAUCCAGAAGUGCAACCUCACCGAUCUUGCCAAGACCCUCACCACUGAGAUCAAGAUGUGCCUGCCCUCGGGCGGUCUCACCAAGUGCACGGCCUCGGGCGUCUUCAAGCUCCUUGAGCCUUCGUGCUGGUUCUCCAAGCGUGACAGUGCCGCUGCUGCACUCCAGCGGCGCGGUACAGCGGCCGUGAAGGCCGCCCGUAUCAUGUAA
Messenger RNA from Apiotrichum porosum, 1209 nucleotides. RefSeq lists its product as uncharacterized. The coding region runs from base 1 to 1209 and encodes 402 amino acids. The record is from RefSeq and is a predicted model, not a curated record. Lineage: Eukaryota; Fungi; Basidiomycota; Tremellomycetes; Trichosporonales; Trichosporonaceae. The transcript has 3 exons.